Messenger RNA from Monodelphis domestica (gray short-tailed opossum), 4205 nucleotides. Lineage: Eukaryota; Metazoa; Chordata; Mammalia; Didelphimorphia; Didelphidae. The record is from RefSeq and is a predicted model, not a curated record.
GGAAAGAAGCAAGAUGGCGACGGGUGAGAAGCAUCUCGACCCUUGAUUGGGGAAGCUGCCUCUCUCCAGAGCGGCUGGCCAAGAUUCCUGUUCUUCAUAAAGAAGGAAAGCCCCAGAGAUUAGGAGAUAAAUGGCUUCCAUCCGUGCUGCUGGGUCCCAGGCAUCUUUGAUGUUCGAGGACUUAGCUGUCUAUUUCUCCAGAGAGGAAUGUGUGAGUCUGGAUCCUUCUCAGAACUCUCUCUAUUGGGAAUCUGUGCCGAAGAAUUGCAAAGAUUUAAGCCCAUUUGAUUUGUGCUGUGGAUAAUGGACUGGAGGGACAGAGACUAGAGGAGAUAUGCCAGACAUCACAUAAGGAGAAGAUGAUAUUUGGAUUCUCUCUUUGUAUCAGCAGGAGACAACAGUGAAAAGGAAGAGGAAAAUUUUCAUCAAGAAAAUGGUGAACUUGAAGCAGUGUCUUCAGAAUGGUACAAAAGAGACAUUUCUCUGCUUCCUAAAUUGGGGAAGGACUGUGAGAAUGAACCAAAAUUCCCUGAUCAGAAACAAGUAGAUAUGCCCAUUUUUCAAGAAAAGAGAUUUAUAAGUCUCUUGAUUACUAUUGAAAAUUCCACUCAGUUUGAAGAACUUUCCCAGUGUGUAGAAAGUAGAAUCUCUUGUACCCAAGAACAGGCAGCACCAACAUCCUUUAAAUGUCUCCUCUGUGAUAAAGCCUUCAACAAAAGAGCAUAUCUUAUUUCACACCAGAGAAGCCACACAAGAACAAAACUCUAUAAGUGCAUUGUCUGUGAGAAAAACUUCAAUAAAAAGUCAAAUCUCAGUGCUCAUGAGAGAGUCCAUACAGGAGAGAAGCCUUAUAAAUGUGAUACUUGUGGGAAAAACUUUGCUCAGAGAUCCAACCUUGUUGCACAUGAGAGAAUACACAAGAAAUCCCAAACAUAUGAAUGUGCUAAUUGGGGAAAAAACUUCAGUCAAAGAACUUACCUCAUCCACCAUGAGAUUAUCCACCUAGUAGACAAUACUAAUACAUGUCAUAUGUGUGGGAAAAGCUUCAUUUGUAAGUCAAAGUUUAUGCAGCAUCAAAGAACUCACACAGGGGAAAGACCUUACAAGUGUUCAACAUGUAAUAAAAGAUUUAGUCAGAAAUCAGAUGUUUUAAUUCAUCAAAUAAUUCAUACUGGAGAAAAACCUCAUAAAUGUACUGAGUGUGGUAAAAGCUUCACUCAGAAAACAAAUCUCAGCAGGCAUAUGAAAACACAUACAGGACAGAAAUCCUAUAACUGCAUUGACUGUGGGGAAAGUUUUGGUAGCUUUUCACACCUUAUUACACAUCAGAAAAUCCACAUGGAAGAGAACCCCCAUAAUUGUAAUCAGUGUGGGAAAACAUUUAUUUGGAACUCAGAUCUAAUACACCAUCAGAAAAUUCAUACUGAAGAUAAACCUUAUAAAUGUCCUAUAUGUAAGAAAAGGUUCACUAAGAACUCAAAUCUUGUUGCCCAUCAAAAAAUUCAUACAGGAGAGAGGGCCCAUAAAUGUAAUAAUUGUGAAAAGAGUUUCAGUCGGAGUUCACAUCUACUUAUUCAUCAGAGGAUCCAUACUGGAGAAAAACCCUAUAAAUGUUUCAUAUGUGAGAAGAAGUUCAACUGCAGUUCAAACCUUAUUACUCAUCAGAGAAUACAUACAGGAGAAAAACCAUAUAAGUGCACAAUGUGUGAGAAAAGUUUUAGUCGCAGCUCAGACCUUGUUAAUCAUGAGAGAACACACACAGGAAUAAAGCCUUUUAAGUGUGUUAUAUGUAAGAAAAGCUUCAGUCGAAGUUCCCAUUUGGUAACUCAUCAGAGAAUCCAUACAGGAGAGAAACCCUUCAAAUGUGCCAAGUGUGGGAAAUGUUUCAGUGAUAAAUCCUACUUCAGUUACCACCAAAAAAUUCACAUUCAUUAGGACUGAAGAAAUGAAGACUAUGUUCUUUUAAGUUGGCCAAAGAUGCUAAGAUGAAUGGAAGUAACUUGAAACCAUGUGACCAAAAUUAGAAUCUGAAGAUAAUAGUUUGAUAAGUGGAAAGAUGAAAUUUAAUGUUCAGUUGUAUAAACAGAAAUAUUUUAUAUUUGUGUUGGCAUUUAAACAAUGAAUUGUUCAAGGUUAUUAACACCAGCCUGAAAAGAAAAGCUGUAAUAACUUGUCUUUCAUUAUUAAUUCCCAUUGAAUUGUUCUAGUCUUCUUUUAUUUCUUUCCUGCCAUUAUGCCACAUAGGUUAUGUUAUGGGAGGCACAGGGAAAGAAGUAUUGGGAUUAAAUAAGUACAGAAUGUUUUUAAGUUGUCUGAGAAUUCCAAGUUAGUUGGAAAUAGCUAGAACCUUGGUGAACAAGAUUAGAAUACGAAGAUUGAGUAGUUUGGACUAUGAAAAGAUAAAGUUAAGUUCAGAUUUAUAAACAAAUAUUUUAUAUUUGUGUUGAAACAUCAGGUGGAUUUGUCAAGGUAAAUGAAACCAGCUUGAUUAGAAAAACCAAAGGGGCUAAGUUUUGUCAUUGAUUCCCAUAAUUAAACCUGUUUGACUGUCCUUUUAAUUCCAUUUUGAUUCUUCAGGUUACAUUAUGGGGUAGAUCCCCAGAUGAAGAACAUAUCAGUUUCUAGUCUACCUAACUCCAAUUCAGUAAAAUCAUUUGGUGAUAUUUCCAUUUUUCAGAUAUUUAUAAACUAUUAUUCUACUGUCCUGGUCAAAAACCAAGAUACAUGACUAUAAAGUAAUAUAUAACUUCCUUGUUUUUUAAACCAUCGGGCCACAACUUUGAAGUUCUAAAUGAGUGUUGGAACUUUUGAAGUAGUCCCCCACCCCCACCCCCGGAAGCUACAAACAUUCCAUUGGUGCUGCUUUUCCUCAAAGAUGUGGAACUUCUCUUUGGGAACUGUUUUUAGAACCUAUCACAUACUACUUUGAAAAUCCAAAUCAUCCUUUGAAUAUGGAUUUGCUUUUCAGAAUCAGUCAAAAAUUAUUCUGAGCCAAGAAUCAGGUCGUGAACACUCAGAGUUCAAAAAAUAAGGUGUAACUACAAAGUAAUAAGACCAAAUUUCCUUGAAUGGAGUUCCCACUAAAGCAUUUUGACCAGCAUCAUUGGACUAAGGAUAUGGUUUCUCAAAGGAUAUGACUUCGAAGACAACAUUCCUAUUAGGGGAUCAGGGAAGCAAUAUGGUAUAGGAACAAGCCUUAGAGUCAGAAGACUUGGGGUUCAAAUCCUAGUUCAGCCACUUACAGGUUGCCCUUGGCCUAGUAAAUUUACCCUCUGAGCUUUGGUUUCCCUAAUUGUGAAAUGGGGCUAAUACCUUACAGGUACUAUAAUCUUACAGGACUGUGGCAAGAAAGCAGUUUUGUGAACCAUAAGUACUCUAAGGUUUUUUUUUAUUUUUAUAAGAAUAAGUUAUAGAAUCUUUCCUAAAUUAAUCUUCUUACUUUGUAAUUACACUUCUUUUUCAGCUUCUUUGGGUUGGGUUUUUUUUUCCAUAAAUGAAUCCCUUCAAUUCUUUAUCAUUGUUAUGACUUCUUUUUUCCCCUUUCCUUGGUUCCAUGAGAAUGGAACAUCUCAGAAGUCUAUACUCUGAAAUGUCUUGUCUUAAAGAACAGUUGAUGGAGAAACAAAGGAAUGUAGCUAUUUCUGGAUUGAUCACAUGGGAAUUAGCUUAUUGAUCAUAUGGGUCCUUAGCUCCAAAUUAUACAGGUAUUUUUGUUCAGAUGUAAUUCAAUAGUUCUUCAUGUGGUGGUAUAUGUUCCUCAAAAAUUUCAUGUAAAGCAGAAUUACUUUAACUGUGCUGGCAGAGUUUGUCAUUUAAAGGAAGGCUUUGUGGUUUUUUUUUUUCCUUAAUGCAGAUGAGUCCCCCUCAAUCCCUGGCAUUUAAGUUUUUAAGAAAUCUAAAUAUCUAUACGUUGGAAUUUACUUAGAGAUACAUAUAACUGUGUUGUGUAUUCAUCAUCACUACUCUAAUGAAAUUCUUUUUUUAAAUUAACCUUAACAGGUGCUUUAGUCAAACAGUAGUUCUCAGACUUUUCCGUUUUGGACCCCUCUUCCAUAGAAAAAGGACUAGCAUCUACCAGAAUACCUUGUACAAAGAACAGCUCUUUUGUUCUAAUUGAAUACCAACUCCACCUAUUCCUGCUUGCUAUGGCAAAAGAAACAAAAUUAUUUGAUAAUUUAGUGAAUGAUAAAUCUGUUUUCAAAACA